GUGAAAUCAGCGCAACAAAGGCUACCUGGAUGGAACGCCGGCGAGUCGGAUCCAGUGGACAUUUUUCAGUGGCGCUGACCAAAGUCGUUCAACAGAGUGCUUGGACCCAACAUAUUGCGGCCGCCAGAUGCCGCGCAGACCAACUACCACCCAUCCUGGAAUUGGCCAUCACCAACGAAACACGCUUCGUCGAUCAGGGCUAUCCAGGACUAAUGGGCGAAAAAGGUGAAAAAGGAGAUAUUGGUUGCUACGGGGAUC
Opisthorchis viverrini is the source of this 258-nucleotide messenger RNA. RefSeq lists its product as hypothetical. The transcript is spliced from 2 exons. NCBI's taxonomy places the organism in Eukaryota, Metazoa, Platyhelminthes, Trematoda, Opisthorchiida, Opisthorchiidae. The annotation marks the transcript as partial. The record is from RefSeq and is a predicted model, not a curated record.